This is a messenger RNA of Psylliodes chrysocephalus, 3201 nucleotides long. The record is from the annotation of a GenBank genome assembly. Lineage: Eukaryota; Metazoa; Arthropoda; Insecta; Coleoptera; Chrysomelidae.
CUCCCCCUCCAAAAGCCGAAGUGACGUUGACAUUACCUUUCGCAAAAUGUGGCGUCCAUUUUGUAGUUAUAAAAGAUAACGCGGAAUAAAUGAGUUUUGUUAUAUUUAUCAGGCAUUUCUUACUUUUAUUAUAAUUUUGAAUAAUUACUUAUUGAUGAAGAACUUUUCGGUAUUUAUUAAAUGUAAUAGAGGCGGUCAUUUAUAAUGAGUAUUUCGUGUUUGAAGUUGUAAGGUCGAGCACGUUUGUAUCAAAAUAUGUGAACAUUUUGAUAAACCGCGAGUGGUGAUAGAUAUUUUUUAAUUAAUAGGGAAAACUUAUUUCUAUUUAACAUGGAGUAUUCACAACCGCCUCCGAAUUUGGCUAUGCCGCCACCAAACCUGGCGGUGCCACCUAUGGUUGGUUUGCAAGGUUUCAAUAAUAAUAGACCUCCUUUCCGACCAUUCAUGAAUAUGCACAAACCAUUACCAGGUCCAUUAGGCAAUAUGACAUUAGAAGACUUUGAUGGCAAGAGGUUAAGGAAAAGUGUUAUGAGGAAAACUGUAGAUUAUAAUUCAGCUAUAAUAAAGGAAUUAGAGAAUCGAGUUUGGCAAAGAGACUACAGAGAUAGAAGGGCAAUGCAACCAGAUCCAAUGUACUAUCCAGAUUUAAUGCCACCACCAAGUUACCCUGAUAAUCCUAUUAACUGUGUUACUACUAGGUUCGUAAAGACUGCCACAAAUAAAAUGAGAUGCCCCAUAUUUUGUAUGGCUUGGACUCCAGAAGGUAGAAGAUUAGUGACAGGAGCCAGUUCUGGUGAAUUUACCCUAUGGAAUGGUUUAACAUUUAAUUUUGAAACUAUUUUGCAGGCACACGACAGUCCUGUGAGGACCAUGGUGUGGAGCCACAACGACAGUUGGAUGAUCACUGGCGACCAUUCGGGCUACGUCAAGUACUGGCAGUCGAACAUGAACAACGUGAAAAUGUUCCAAGCACACAAAGAAGCGCUUCGUGGCAUAAGCUUCAGCCCUUCGGACAACAAAUUCGUAACGUGUUCGGAUGAUGGUACACUGCGUAUUUGGGACUUUUUCCGGUAUCAAGAAGAGAGGAUCCUCAGAGGGCACGGUGCUGAUGUAAAAUGCGUUCACUGGCAUCCCCAAAAAGGUCUCAUCAUAUCAGGAAGUAAAGAUAACCAGCAACCCAUUAAAUUGUGGGAUCCUAAAACCGGACAGUCUCUAGCCACUUUACACGCGCACAAAUCGACUGUGAUGGACUUAAAGUGGAACGAGAAUGGCAACUGGUUGAUAACUGCUUCCAGAGACCAUCUAUUGAAGUUAUUCGACUUGAGAAAUUUGAGUCAGGAAGUUCAGACGUUUAGAGGUCACAAGAAAGAGGCUUCUAGCGUAGCUUGGCAUCCCAUACACGAAGGGCUAUUCUGUAGCGGAGGUUCAGACGGUGCUAUCAUGUUUUGGCACGUAGGAGCUGACAAAGAAGUGGGCGCCAUAGAACAGGCGCACGACAGUAUAGUUUGGACUUUGGCAUGGCAUCCCUUGGGGCAUAUAUUAUGCUCGGGAUCCAACGAUCAUACGAGUAAAUUUUGGACCAGAAAUCGACCUGGAGAUCAAAUGCGAGACAAAUAUAAUUUGAACACCCUGCCAGCCGGCAUCGCAGGUCUAGAAGAUUUAGAUAUGGGUGAUGAACCUGUGUCGAUAAUUCCUGGUAUGGGUCCAGAGGAUAAAGUCGACAUUACGACAAUUUUGACAGACGAAAAUCAAGCCAUUCCAGGAUUAGACUUGGACAAUGUAGUAAAUGAAGAAAAAUCGAAGCCAAAGAAAGUGCCCUUCAGUAAACCCAUUCCUCGCAAUUUCCAGGCUCAAUGGAAUGAAACCACUGAUGAUUCAGCUGGUGCUCUGAAUGAAGUAAUUUCCCAAAUCGUAGAAAAUACUCCAGGAGUGGUUCCUCUACAACAGCUCGCACCCAACGCCAUAGUUAUCUAUGGAAAACUAAUACCAGUAGAACCUGGAUCUAAGUUGGAGCAAGCUAUAGCCGAUGGUCCGGAGGCCCUCCAGAAAUAUAUAGCGUCCGGUGAGAUAGAAGAGCUCCACGACGUGAUGCCCAUCAACGACGAUGAAGACUAUCUCAACGACGACUUUGACGAUAAGGAUAUUACAUCUAGGGAAAAAGAUCUGAGGUCUCCGUUAUUCAAGAAGGAUAGCGACAUGAGAAACAUGGGCGACAUAGAUUUUAGAAGUAAAGAUGUCGAUUUGAGGCGAGACGAUAGGCGUAGGGACUUUGAUAUGCGGAAUCUACCUAUGGAUGAAGAUUUUAGAUACAACGAACGUCCAGAUCGCGGAGAUGUAGAUGAAGAUUUUAGAAACGAAAGAUUCAGAGACGAUGAUGAUUUCGAUGGUAAUUACUAUGAUGAUGGUCCUCCAAAUUCAGGCAACUGGCAAAGAAACGGCAAAUUCGGCGGCAGCGGCAGCAACUUCUCCAGACGAGGCAUCCCCCCGCUAGUAGGCGGCAACAAACCGUUCAGUUCCAGCUUCAGGGAGAGGAACUUCGGUAAUUUCGGUCCCAAUUCGAGCGACGACCGAGACCGGAACUGGAACGACAAUGACAGCGACGACAACAACUGGCCGCCAGGUGGCGAUCGCGAUAACUGGAACGAUAACAAUCAGCGUAAAGACGACUGGAAUGACCAAAACGACGAUUGGAACGAUCAGAACGAGGAAAAUUGGCAGGAUGGGUUCAAUAGUAGAGGACGCGGGAGUAGAAGGGACGCUGCUAGAAACAGACCGAAUACGGGUAACCCUGGCAGGGGUAGAGGUGUGCCGAAUAGAGGCAGAAGCGGCGAUAGAGGUGGGCGAGGAAGUAAAGGUGGUCGCGGCAUGAAAAAAGGUCCAAAUAGAGGACAGAGAGGUGCUCCGAGAGGUGGAGGACGUUUUAAUUGAAAUGCUAUCUGUUAUACGCAAAGCAGAAUCAUCGGUGUAUAUAUACAGUUUUUUAUGUUCUAAUUUGUGUAUGAAGAGAUUUGAAUCGGUUGCUGUCUUAAACCAAGGACAACCAAGUUUUAAAUUCUUUAAUAAAAGGAGAGACACAAUUGAAAUAUAUGUGAUACAAAUGACAUUUAGUGGAUGUAAUCGUUUACUUUUCAAGAGCAGCGGAACGUAUUUGAAACAAUUUUUUUUUCAGCAAAUUCCAAUUUGAUCACCUUUUUUUCUGAA